UGGGGCCAGCGCACGUGUUCAUCCUUUCCCCUGAUUUCAUACGCGGCCAAAGGUUUCCAAACAGAUUAGAAAUGUUCAUUUUCUUAAAGAAAAAUUCCGCUUCCACUCAAGACAGGGGAACAGGGAACAAGUUUAAAACAAACAAGCAAAAAGAAAAACCAGACAAAACAAACCAAGUGCCCUCCGAAGCCCCAAAUGUGCCACUGCCACCAUGAAGUCACCCCUGAGGGCGUCCCCUCCCACCGCAGAGGUGCCUCUGCGCAAAGUGCUGGGCGUGAGCUGCUCAGAACAGGCGGCGGCCACGGGGAGCACACACCGUCGCCUGCCCAGAGCGACCGCGCUCUCCUGGACGCGUCCCUCAGGCUCCAGGACCGCGGGUGGCUCCCAUCUGGGCUGCGGCAGCCUCUGGGCAGCCCCGGAUCUGGAGGUGGGACUUCUCCCGGUAGCAAGACGAGGCGGAAGGCUCUGCGUCGGAGGGCUCAGGUCUGCUGCCAUCCCCAGCACGGCCCGCAGAAGCCACCCGCCAGCCACACUCGAGGUUGUGGCUGCACCCUGGCAGGGGCCCCACCCUGGGGAGUGACCCCACGGGCCUGGGCUCUGCGGCCGCGACUCUGUCUGGGGUGGCACGGGACAGGCCCCUGGGAGCGCGCCUCCCGUCCCGUCCUGUCCCGCUUUCUGUCAAAGCCGAGUAGCCCUUCCUGCCACAUUUUCUGUUGUCCCCCGCUUGGGCUCACUCUUACCGCCCAGGGUGAGGCUCCUGCUGGGGGAGGGGUCGACCUCCCUCCCGGCCUUCCCCUUCCGGCUGCACUGGGCCUCCUGAUUUCAGAAAAGCAAAGUCACAGACCUCUCGUUCAUGAGCAUAAGUGGUGUCUGACCUCCAGCAGUGCCGUCCUCCUGCUUUAGCCCGGCAUCUCGGGUCAUCUGGUUAUAGAUCUGUACCUUGUAAAUCAUUCUCGUUGUGCAAGCCUCAGGGCCAGCGUGCCGGGCACAGUAGGCCUGCGGGGCAGCCGGCCAGGUCGGAGGACGGUCCUCACCGGGCUUCUCUCUGCAGAGACCGGGAAGUCCGAGUCUUCCCACCGCACGUCAGGGGACAGGGGCCCCAGCCUCCACGGGCCGUCCCUGCCGCUCGCGGGGCUGUCUUCUGACGAGGACUGUCAGGGUGUCUCCCUGGCCCUUCCCGGGAGGGGCUCACGGCAGCAGCCUGACGGGGACCAGUUCAUCACGGCCCCGAAUGCCAGCAGGACAAGCUGGCCACCACCAGACGCCUCCACAGCCAAAGCCAAACAGGCACCCAGGACGAAAAUAGCCGUCAGAUGACCGACCAGAGGGCUGGCUUACCACAGUCCAAGGCAAGCUGCUCACAACAGCUGCAGCUAAAAAUAGGCGAGAAGGGGACGCGUCUUUGGGAGAAGCAGCAGGGAGAGCUCUGUCCUGUCUCCAGCCGCACGCGGCAGGUGGGCAUGAUGCAGUCACUCCGCUUCAUUUCUGCUGAGGCCUUGGCGUCCCACCCCCAGGUGGCCCGGCAGAGCCUGGACGGCGUGGCCCACAACCUCUACCCGGUGCUCUUCAAAGCCAGCUACCUGCUGGAGCAGGCGGAGGUGAUCCGCGUUCUGCUGGAGCACUGGCCGCUGGAGGAGUUCCGGCUGGGGGCUCUGCUGGGCCCCAGCGCAGACCACCCCGGGGACCUGCGGGACCGGGCCUGCGGCGCCUGCCUGGAGGCCUGCGUGCGCGGCCUCGCCGACCACACGCUCUGGGGCGGGGGCCGGCGGCGCCUGCGGGUGGCCGACCUCACGGGCAUCCGAGACGUGCAGGUGCAGGGGUGUCCCUGUGGGAGGGCGCUGGGCAGGUGGGGCCGCACCAAGCUGCUGGCCGGGACCUGCUGCGAGCUGCAGGCAGAGCCCCGUGCGGCCCGGCGCCCCGUAGAGGUCCUCGCCGAUAUCUUCGUCACCGAGGGCAACUUCGACUUGGUGGUGCGGGCCCUGGGGCCGGAGGGUCCCGCCCCACUGCGCGUGCGCUGCCUCUCCUUCCGGGCCGACAGCCUGGGCCCCGGGCAGCUGCUGCACGUGCUGCGUCUGGCGGGGCCGGGCGAGCUGCGCCGGCUGGAGGUGGUGCACAACGUGCGUCUGCACGCUGGCCACGUGCAGCAGCUGCUGGCCCAGGUGGGCUUCCCCCAGCUGGUGUCGCUCACCCUGCCCGCCAAGGCCUUCGACGCGCCCCCUACCGGCACCCCCGCCCCUGGCGGCGAGGACCCCCUGCUCAGCUCCAUCGCCCGGGAGCUCAGCCGGAUGACGCAGCUCACCGAGUUGAGCGUGGCCUUCUCCACGCUGACCGGGAAGCUCCAGAAACUACUCGGCCCCCUCCGGACUCCUCUGAGAGUGCUGGACCUGGGCAACUGCGCCCUGAACCACGCGGACAUGGCCUUCUUGGCGAACUGCACCCACGCCGCCCACCUGGAGGUGCUGGACCUCAGCGGGCACUGCCUGGUGGACCUGUUCCCCUCGACCUUCUUCCGGCUGCUGGGCCAGGCCGCCCCGACGCUGAGGGUCCUGACCCUGGAGGAGUGCGGCCUCGCAGACCGGCACGUGGGCGCGCUGAGCCUGGCCCUGGGCCCCUGCCGCCGGCUGCGGGAGCUCCGCUUCCUGGGGAACCCGAUGUCGGCCCGCGCUCUCCGGCGCCUCUUCGUGGCUCUCUGUGGGCUCCCCCGGCUGCAGAGCGUGGAGUUCCCAGUGCCCAAGGACUGCUACCCCGAGGGCAGCGACUACCCCCAGGACGAGCUGGCCAUGUCCAAAUUCGACCAGCAGAAAUACAGCGCGAUCGCAGAGGACCUGCGCACGCUGCUGCUGCGGGCCGGCCGCGACGACAUCCGGGUCUCCACGCCCCUCUUCGGAAGCUUCGACCCGGACAUUCAGGAAACGAGCAGUGAACUCGGAACGCUCUUGCUGCAAGCCUUCAAAACUGCUCUGGAAAACUUCUCCAGAGCGCUGAAGCAAAUGCAGUAGGCCCCGGACAGUAGGAGGCGGGUCCCGGCGGCGGCGGCCGGGGCUGAGCCUCCGCCCCCGCCACCACCGAGGCGUCUCCUAGUGGCAGCUGCACGCGCAUCCUUUAGGCGCUCCGGGAGCUGUGACGGAGCACAGCGCCCAGCACGGCGGUGGCGCCAGAGAAGCAGCCCGCGGCGGGCGGCCGUCCUGGUCACGCCGCCUCGGCAGCCGCGUGAGGUACGGGCCGCAGGGAGCAGGGCGGGGGCCGGCGUGAGCGGGGAGGAAGUGGGAGGACGCCUCCCGGGGCACAGCGAUGAAGGCGACCAGCUGAGGAGAGAGUAACACCGAGCGCAAGCCGCAUCCCUUGCCGCAGCGGCUGGGUCCAGGGGUGCGGGAGCCGGCCCGGCGCCCUCCCGUCGCGGGUGUGCGGCGCUGCCCUGUCUGGAUGUUUACAAACUCCCGUCCAGCCAGGACAUGGGCUCUGGUAGUUGACGGCUCUGCCCCUGCCCUUGGGCCAGUGGGC
Messenger RNA from Kogia breviceps (pygmy sperm whale), 3501 nucleotides. Lineage: Eukaryota; Metazoa; Chordata; Mammalia; Artiodactyla; Physeteridae. The record is from RefSeq and is a predicted model, not a curated record.